This is a messenger RNA of Rotaria sordida, 537 nucleotides long. The record is from the annotation of a GenBank genome assembly. NCBI's taxonomy places the organism in Eukaryota, Metazoa, Rotifera, Eurotatoria, Philodinida, Philodinidae.
AUGACCUAUGAUGCGAAUGAGUAUGAUCUAGCAUUAACAUAUUACAAGAAAGCAUUGGAUAUUGAUCAAAAUACAUUGAAUCUCAACCAAAGUGGUAUUGCUGUUGAUUACAAUAGUAUUGGAUUAGUGUACAAGAAGCAAAAACGUUAUCGAGAAGCUUUGGAAAUGUAUGAAAAAAGUCUCGAAAUUCGAUUGAAAAUAUUUCCAUAUAAUCAUUCAUCAAUAUCAACAUCGUACAACAAUAUUGCGAUGAUUUACAGUGCACAAAGGAAUUAUACGAAAGCCAUUGAACAUUUACAAAAAACACUGGAAAUCCAAUUGAAUUCAUUGCCACCACACCAUCCAUCACUAGCUAUAACAUACCAAAAUUUAUCGAUGGCCUAUGAUCGGCGACAUCAGAUGAAACAAGCAUUAGAUUAUAUGAAAAAAGCACAUCAAAUCGAUGUGAAAACCUUGCCAACUGAUGAUCCGAAACUUGUACAAGAUGAAGAAUGGAUUACUGAAGUAGAAAAACGUCUUCUAGAAAUGGAAUCUUGA